AUGAAUACUGAGAUAGAGGGAGGAAAGGAAACAGAGAGAGUAAAAGCAUCUGUUGGAAAAGAAACAGCUGGAUCAGCUAAGAACCUACCACUCUCUUGCACCUCCUUCAGCUUAGACCCAAGUUUGUGCUUCUUCCCUCAGUAUGCAGCACAACGUAUUUGCACGCCACUUUUCAUCAUCAAUUCGGCCUAUGAUUCUUGGCAGAUAAACAACAGUUUGGUUCCUGAAAGUGUUGACCCUCAACAUGUUUGGGAUACUUGCAAGAAAGAUAUAAAUAAAUGCUCACCAAGUCAAAUCCAAACUCUCCAAGAUUUUAGGUUGACAUUCUUAGAGGCAUUGAAGGAAUUAGGACCAAGUAUAUCAAGAGGGUAUUUCAUAUCUUCUUGCCAUUUCAACAAUGGCAUUGAAGUAGAAAGCUAUUGGUCCGAUAACAACUCUCCAACAAUACCUAACAAGAAAAUUGCUGAAGCUGUUGGAGACUGA
Molecule: messenger RNA, 483 nt
Organism: Nicotiana tabacum (common tobacco)
Lineage: Eukaryota; Viridiplantae; Streptophyta; Magnoliopsida; Solanales; Solanaceae
Source: RefSeq, a predicted model, not a curated record